UUAUCAUACCCAGACAUCAUAGGCCAUUGUUCGUCUUGACCCGGGAACGGUGUUUUUCAACAAUCAGAAGGGUAGAAGGCUCAGCAUGGAUUAGGGGAAAAAGCCAAGGACAGACGGAGGAGGGAAAAGAAUAUAAGAAGAAGAAAGGCAGGAUCAAGCACAAACACACAAGGAUACCUACAACAACCAUGAAGUCAUUCGUGUUCGUAGUAGCAGUGCUAGUAGCCAUGAUCGCCCUAGGCGAAGCAGGCUAUUUCGGAGGAUACGGCGGCGGCUACGGAGGAAGUGGCUACGGAGGAAGCGGCUGGUCUAGAGGAUACAGUGGAGGAGGCUACUCCGGCGGUGGUUGGAGCGGCCGCAGCGGAGGCGGCUACGGAGGAUGGAGGAGGGGCGGAUACGGAGGUGGAUACGGCGGCGGCAGUAGAGUCGUCGUAGUCAGGCCGAGCUACUCCAGCGGAUGGUCCGGCGGUUACGGAGGUGGUAGGGGAUGGUCUUCAGGAGGAUACGGCGGCAGCGGAUGGUGGUAAGCCGGAUUCAGAAAAAAAGAUAAAAGACAUACCUGGGCUAAUCUAAUUAAUGUAAAUAACCAUCAAAAAAUAUUUUACUUU
Molecule: messenger RNA, 608 nt
Organism: Cimex lectularius (bed bug)
Lineage: Eukaryota; Metazoa; Arthropoda; Insecta; Hemiptera; Cimicidae
Product: glycine-rich protein 3-like
Exons: 2
Coding region: 189-527 (112 amino acids)
Source: RefSeq, a predicted model, not a curated record